UUUCGCAUUCCGGUAAAUUAUGCUCGUAGUCCGUUGUUGUUGCUUUUUCAUAUAUCAAAACGUAAUAUUAGGGUGAGUGUAUCGAUCGUGUUGGAUAUCAACUUCAGACCGAGUGCGUCCACCGUCGAAGACGCACGAUGGAGGUGAACGUUAUCUACUUAACGCUAAUAGUCGCGAUUUUGGGGAUAAUCUACCGUCGGCUUACCAAGAACCAUGAUUACUUUCGUGAGAAACCAAUACCGUCGUUGGCUGCGUGGCCUGUGUUCGGCAGUACUGCUGAUCUGAUUAUGAAGAAGUGCACCUAUAUCGAUUUCGUCAAGCGGGUCUACGACCAAUUUGCGAGUGUUAAAGUAUUCGGUCUGUUCGACACCAACUCUCCGGUAUUCGUUAUCCGGGAUCCGGAACUUAUUAAACAGAUUGCGGUGAAGGAUUUUGACCACUUUGUCGAUCGGCGGCCGAUUUUCGGUACUAGCAGCAGUGACAAUCCGAACGUGCUUUUCAAUAAAGCCGUGGCUAUGCUAAACGGCCAAAAGUGGCGUGAUAUGAGAGCUACUCUUAGUCCGGCGUUUACUGGGAGUAAAAUGCGGGCAAUGUUUGGUCUGAUGACAGAUUAUAGUGACCAGAUGGUUAAGAUUCUGCGAACGGAGGUCGAUAGUGGGAAAGGUUACCGUGAAUACGAAAUGAAGGAUUUGUUCUCAAGGAUUGCAACCGACAUUAUUGCAACUUGUGCUUUCGGGAUAGAGGUGGAAUCAGUGAAGGACACCGGGAACGAAUUUUUUGUGAUGGGUAAGGCUAUACUGAAUUUUUUCAGAACGUCGGUUAUGCUUCGAAUGCUGGCAUAUUCGUGGUUCCCAGAAUUAAUGCAGAAUUUAGGAAUCGAUGUCAUUGAUAGAAAGCAAAUACGAUACUUUACGAAUAUUAUCAAAGAAACAGUGAAAAAUCGAGAAACUCAUGGCAUUGUUCGACCGGACAUGAUCCAUCUAUUGAUGUUGGCCAAGAAAGGUGAUCUGAAGUAUCAACAGGAAAAGGUUAAAACAGUUGAAGGAUUUGCCACGGUGGAAGAAUCAAAUGUUGGGCAAGUAUCUGUCACCAAAACCCUGACGGAUGCGGAAUUUACAGCACAGUGCAUGAUAUUCUUUUUUGCGGGGUUCGAGGCCAUAUCUACGGCAAUGGUGUUCAUGGCAUACCAACUCGCGAUGAGUCCUGAAGUUCAACAGAAAUUGUACGAGGAGAUUCUAGCAACGAACGAGCAAUUGAAAGGGAAGGUACUAUCAUACGACACUCUACAGGCGAUGAAAUACAUGGAUAUGGUUGUAUCAGAGACUCUACGACUAAUAGCAAAUCCGAUGACGGAUCGUUUGUGUGUUAAAGACUAUCAUCUGGAUGAUGGCCAGGGUCUUAGGUUUACGAUCGACAAAGGCACCUGCGUUUGGUUCCCGAUAUACGGCAUUCAUCAUGAUCCGAAAUACUAUCCAAACCCAGAGCAAUUCGAUCCGGAGCGGUUUAACGACACGAAUCGAGUGAACAUUAAUAUGUCCACAUAUUUACCUUUCGGAAUUGGACCACGUAACUGUAUCGGUUCGAGGUUUGCGCUGAUGGAAAUGAAAGCAAUCAUGUAUCAGUUGUUGCUGAAUUUCAGCAUUGAGCGAACAGAGCAAACUCAGGUACCACUCAAAGUCGGGAAAGGACUGCUUCCAUCGAUUUCAGCGCAUUUGAAGCUUAGGUUAAGAGCGUAGACCUAGCCCGCUGCAACACAGGGUCAAGGGGGAAUAGGUUGAAUCCGAUUCUUCGCUUUUUCGCUACUAUGUAGGAUAUCAAAAAUGAAUAAAA
This is a messenger RNA of Topomyia yanbarensis, 1830 nucleotides long. RefSeq names its product cytochrome P450 9e2-like. NCBI's taxonomy places the organism in Eukaryota, Metazoa, Arthropoda, Insecta, Diptera, Culicidae. The record is from RefSeq and is a predicted model, not a curated record. Gene Ontology annotation, molecular function: heme binding; oxidoreductase activity, acting on paired donors, with incorporation or reduction of molecular oxygen; iron ion binding. The transcript has 2 exons. The coding region runs from base 138 to 1736 and encodes 532 amino acids.